UAGUCAAACUCUCAGGAGACAUUUAUUCCUCUUUGUGGAGCUUACCAGUCAAGAUUAGUGACUUUAAAGAAAGACAUUCAAGGAAAAGACUCCAGCGCAUAAUAUGAAGUGUUUCCUUUUCUUCGUGAUAACUUGGUCCUUGGCGGUGUCCUUCCCUCUUGAGAAUGAAGCAGAAGUUCGGGACGAAAAUAAAGGCACAGUGAAUAACCCUGAGACGUUGGUGAAUGCUGCUGUCGCAAAUCGACGUCAGAUGACCUUUGGCAACACCGCUGGCAGUGUUGGUCAACAAGGAACCAACUCAGGAAAUGUUGGUGUCGGAGUUCAAGCGAACGGCAAACGUCAGAUGACCUUUGGCGCCACCGGCGGCAAUGUUGGCCAACAGGGAACCAACUCAGGGAAUGUUGGUGUCGGAGUUCAAGCGAACGGCAAACGUCAGAUGAGCUUUGGCGCCACCGGCGGCAAUCCGGAACUGAAGGAGCCUGGCCGCCGAAGUUACAUGACGUUUGGCAACAACGGUGGCAACAGCGGCUACGGCAACGGCGGCUACGGCAGCAACGGCGGCUACGGCCGCUACGGCUACGGCAAACGUCAGAUGACCUUUGGCGCCACCGCUGGCAAUGUUGGCCAACAGGGAACCAAUUCAGGGAAUGUUGCUGUUGGACAUCAAUGGAACGGCAAACGUCAGAUGACCUUUGGCGCCACCGUUGGCAAUGUUGGCCAACAGGGAAUCAACUCAGGAAAUGUUGCUGUUGGACAUCAAUGGAACGGCAAACGUCAGAUGAGCUUUGGCGCCACCGGCGGCAAUGUUGGCCAACAGGGAACCAACUCAGGGAAUGUUGCUGUUGGACAUCAAUGGAACGGCGGCUACCGCGGCCACUACUACUACGGCCGACGAGAAACAGAGCUGGAGGAGCCUGGCCGACGUCAGAUGAGCUUUGGCGCCACCGGCGGCAAUGUUGGCCAACAGGGAACCAACUCAGGGAAUGUUGCUGUUGGACAUCAGUGGAACGGCAAACGUCAGAUGAGCUUUGGCAACACCGCUGGCAAUGUUGGUCAACAGGGAACCAACUCAGGGNAAUGUUGCUGUUGGACAUCAGUGGAACGGCAAACGUCAGAUGAGCUUUGGCAACACCGCUGGCAAUGUUGGUCAACAGGGAACCAACUCAGGGAGUGUGGCUGUCGGAGGUCAAUUGAACGGCAAACGUCAUAUGAUGAUGGUCAAUUAAAUGGCUGAAUAUGAAUGAAGAUUCCUUUCGUCGGCGCCUCAAUGAUCAUGUAACAGUUUUUAAACAGCUUUUAGUUGUAUUUUAGUAACGUUUGCGCUGUUAGAUUUGAUGUUAUCUUAGAACAUGCAAGGAGCAGUAAUUCAGUUGUAAAGCAAUCAGGCAAUAAAGCAGUUACAAAGAGCA
Molecule: messenger RNA, 1409 nt
Organism: Orbicella faveolata
Lineage: Eukaryota; Metazoa; Cnidaria; Anthozoa; Scleractinia; Merulinidae
Source: RefSeq, a predicted model, not a curated record